AUGACGACUACCACUACAACAACAACUUCAUUGAGAAGGAAUAGAAUAGGUUCAAAGAACGCUGACCUGUAUAGUUGGGAACCUCUACCUUAUGAAAAGAUCGAAAGCAACUACGCUACACAAGAAUACAUACAAGAUAAGAUUAGAAAGGAUAUAUUGGAUAUUGACGCAAUAUUGGAACCACCAGAGUCACAGGAUAUUGGACUAUGGCAGUAUGAACAUGUUAGACAGUUCACUUUGGAGUUGAAUCAGUAUGCAGUGCUUCUAAAGGAUGUUUGCAAUUCACAGACAUGUCCACAGAUGAAGGCCACCGAUGAUUGGUUAUUCCUCUGUGCCGCACAUGCUAAACAACAGACACAGGACUGUUGUGCCAUCGAUUAUAUUGUACACAUGCUGGAUAGUACUGCCACAUUGCUAAACAGUGAUAAACACUUCCCCAAGAGAUCAAUUGAGAUAUCACAAGAAUCAUUGAAGCAGUUACAAUCAACGGUUCGAAGAUUGUAUAGACUGUUUGCUCAUGCAUUCUUUCAUCAUAGAGAGCUGUAUGAUGAGAUCGAGACCAACACUCUCAUUUGUAAACGAUUCACUCAGUUUGCCACAAAGUACAAGUUAAUCUCCAACAAUCAACUCAUCAUCAAUGGUUAA
Molecule: messenger RNA, 645 nt
Organism: Acytostelium subglobosum LB1
Lineage: Eukaryota; Evosea; Eumycetozoa; Acytosteliales; Acytosteliaceae
Exons: 3
Coding region: 1-645 (214 amino acids)
Cellular component (GO): cytoplasm
Source: RefSeq, a predicted model, not a curated record